This is a messenger RNA of Oncorhynchus mykiss (rainbow trout), 2948 nucleotides long. RefSeq names its product all-trans-retinol 13,14-reductase. Gene Ontology annotation, cellular component: endoplasmic reticulum membrane. NCBI's taxonomy places the organism in Eukaryota, Metazoa, Chordata, Actinopteri, Salmoniformes, Salmonidae. The record is from RefSeq and is a predicted model, not a curated record. Gene Ontology annotation, molecular function: all-trans-retinol 13,14-reductase activity. Gene Ontology annotation, biological process: retinol metabolic process.
UAUAAAAUCUGGGAGAAUGAGCAGAGUUUUUUUUAUCAACUAUGGGCGUUGUUCUUUUUACGCUAUUUAAUAAUCCCGAUGUUCUUUGGCUGAAAACGACGGAGAUACGACAAAUACCAUUAAACAACUGUGCUAUCUGUCAUGCGUGGGUGGGUUCCAAGUGGCCUGGAACCAUUGCAGACCUUGUUCGCAAGCGGAAGUGUGUAUCCACUUAAAUUGAGAAGGUGCGCUGAUUUAAAAUUCGUAAAAUGUGGAUCAUUGUAGCAAUCAUUUGUGCUGCUCUAGCUGCAUUCGUAUACAACUAUGUGUUCCGUACGUCCGGACCAAAUCCUUUUGAUAUCGACACUCGUGAGCCGCUUAAACCACUGGUCACCCAAAAGAAGGAGAAAAACAAAGUUCUGAAGCAGGGUUUCUUGGCCAGUAAAGUACCCGAGAAACUAGAUGCCAUUGUCAUUGGCAGUGGAAUUGGUGGUCUUGGGCUGGCGGUGCUGCUGGCUAAGGUUGGAAAGCGGGUCCUGGUUCUGGAGCAGCAUGAUCGGGCCGGAGGCUGCUGCCACACCUUUACAGAGAAAGGCUUUGAGUUUGACGUGGGUAUCCACUACAUUGGGGACCUGUUGGAGCAUAAGCCCUUCCGCUGUAUGCUUGACCAGCUGACCAAUGGUCAGCUGCAGUGGGAGCCGCUGGACAACCCAUUUGACCAGGUGGUGCUGGGCCCUCCUGAGAACAGGCGCACCUAUCCCAUCUACAGCGGCAGGAACCGUUUCCCUGACGAGCUGAAGAAGUUCUUCCCUGGGGAGGAGGCGGCCAUCGAUGAGUACAUGAGGCUGGUCAAGAAAGCAGGACGCAGCGUUUGGUUCCUGUGUCUGCUGAAGCUCGUUCCUGUCCCCCUGGCCAAGUUCCUGGUGUACACAGGCCUCGCCAAUCGUCUGUCGUUCUUCUUCCGCAUGGCGUCUCGCAGCGUGACUGAGGUGGUCAACGAACUGACUGAGAACAAUGACCUCAGGGCCGUCUUCAGCUACGUCUUUGGCACUUACGGUAACAUGCCCAAGGAUGGCAGCUUCUCCAUGCACAGCCUGCUGGUCUGCCACUACCUGACUGGCGCCUGGUACCCAAUAGGAGGAGCCAGUGAGAUCGCCUACCACAUGAUCCCUAUCAUUGAGAAAGCAGGGGGGGCCGUGCUCGUCCGCGCCCCAGUCAACCGCAUCCUGUUCAACGACAACAAGGAGGCUAUUGGUGUGAGCGUGAUGAAGGGUCAGGAGGAGAUCCAUGUGCAUGCUCCAAUGGUCAUCUCCAACGCCGGCAUCUUCAACACCUACCAGAAGCUGCUGCCCAAGGAACUCCAGGCCAUGCCAGCCAUCCAGAAGCAGCUUGGUAUGAUGAAAAACGGGGCAGGAGGUCUGAGCAUCUUCGUGGGCCUGACUGGAACCAAGGAGGACCUGGGCCUCAAAGCAGACAACUAUUGGAUCUUCAAAGAGCACAACCUGGAUGAACUGGUUGUCACCUAUCUGAAGGGAAACAGGGAGGAGUCAGCGAGAAGUGUGCCCCUCCUCUUUGUGGCCUCUCCAUCAGCCAAAGAUCCCACCUGGGAGGAACGAUCACCAGGCAAGUCCACCCUGAGUCUGGUGAGCUUUGCUAACUAUGAGUGGUUUGAGGAGUGGAAGGAUGACAAGGUGACCAACAGAGGGACUGAUUACAAUGAGCUGAAGCAGAUCUUCUGUGACUCGAUUCUGGAGGUGGUGAUGAGCGUCUUCCCCAAGAUUACCAGGGACAAGGUUGAGUUCAUAGAGGCUGGAACACCCAUAACAAACACGCACUACAUUGGAGCCCCUAAAGGGGAGAUCUAUGGAGCAGACCAUGGCACAGCUCGUUUCAGCGCUGAGUGCAGUGCCACCGUGAGGCCCCAGACACCCCUGAAGAACCUCUACCUCACAGGUCAGGACGUGUUUGUGUGUGGCUUUGCUGGUGCGCUGGCUGGGGCUCUCACCUGUGGUUCUGUCAUCCUCAACCGUAACCUGCACCUGGAUACCAUUGCUCUGGCCAAGAAGACCAAACGUGUCGACACUAAGAAGUUGGAGUAACACAAGACUGACCACCUCCCUCAACCCGUUGUGGCUUCGGGUGAAGUUUCCCUUAGGUACAGAUCUAGGAUAAACUUCCCCUCCCCCAAUCCACAUUAAUGGGGAAAAUGCCUAACUGACCCAAGAUCACCAUCUAGGGGCAACUUCACCCAGCUCACUGAAAGCUUUAAUAACACAAGUCCAGGGGACAGGCUUCGAUCUCUGGUCCUACAGUCAACGUGGUGAAAAGAUCCCUCAAGACGGUUACUGUGUGUUUGAGGGUGUGACUAUUCUAAUCAAUGAGUGAAGAGAACUCUGCUCUCUCUCACUGUUGAGGGAAAACACAUUUGAAAGUCUAUGAAUCUUUCUGUGGAUGCUAUCUGCAUCAGAUCUGGGAAAUGAAGUUUACAACCAAUCGACCUUUGAAAAUGAUAGCCCAGGGAUAGAUAGCUUUUUUUUUUUCCAUUGUGUUUUCAUAAAUCAAGUGUGCAGAUGGAUGUGAUUUAAUACUAAAUAUUUUCACUCUUAAUAUAUUGAGAACAAGUGUUGGGUGGAGUAGAUUAAGUUACCAAUACUUUUGAUACCAGUACCAAUAACCACUGCAAACAUGUUAAUAAUUAAUCAUUACUCAAUAUACUGUGGAUGGAUAACAGUGGCUUCUGUCUGAGUUUUCAGACGGUCUUCCAACCAGCUAUGCUAAAUUCACCUAUGCAAUAAUGUUGGGUGAAAAAAAAAGCCAUGACGCAACAAAAUUGUGAACCAGGUUUAAAAGCUCUAUGCUGUAACUCUAACCACUGUAAAUGUCUAUUGCCUCCAUUCGAACACAGAUGUAAAGACUGGAUUGUUUUGAAUGAACAUGCCUUGAGUUAUUAAACAUGGAAUACAAAAAUA